CCGGCCUUCAAUGCAUUUGACCAGCCCCACAGUAAGAAGCGGCUACACAAGCGCUGCAUCAAGCGAAAUUCUAGUCCAUCUACUUGGUUGGAGAACGCUCCUAUCCGGCAGCGACCUCACCACAAAAAAUCGUCGAUGUAGACGGUCAACUUCAAUAAGGUAGUUGACAAUAAAUGCCUCGAAUUUCGGAAGGAUGGGGGCCGAACAGUCAACUUCUCGGAGCGGCAACACCCAAGUUGCGGUUGAGCGGAAGACGUGCUAUUACGAGCUGCUGGGGGUGCCCCGGGAGGCGUCCGAUGAGGAGAUCCGCCGUGCUUACAAAAAGAAAGCCCUGGAGCUGCACCCGGACCGAAAUUUUAACGACACUGAGAACGCAACCAGACGCUUUGCCGAAGUUCAAACCGCAUAUGAGAUCUUAUCCGAUCCCCAGGAACGUGCUUGGUACGAUUCCCAUCGCGAUGCGAUUCUCAGCGGCGUGGACGACCUUGCCGGGAGUGCACCCACAGAUCCCGGGAGCGGACACACGUCGGCCAACGCAAUAUUCGCCCUGAUGAGCCGGUUUAAUUCCAGUGUACCGAUGGAUGACAGCCAGAGGGGCUUCUUCGGGAUACUCAACGAGUUCUUUGACCAGCUCGCUGCAGAGGAAAGGGCUGCCUGUGAUUGGGCUGGGAUUGCACCGACGGAUUACCCCCCGUUUGGAAAGGCCACUGACGACUACAAUACGGUUGGCAAACGGUUCUAUAGCGUGUGGUCGGGCUUCUCAACCAGAAAAACGUUCAGUUGGAGAGACAAAUACCGCCUUCAGGACGCUCCCGACCGCCGAAUCCGCCGCCUGAUGGAGAAGGAAAACAAGAAAUUGCGUGAGGAAGGUAUCCGGGAAUUUAACGACGCCGUUUUGUCUUUGGUUGCCUUUGUGAAAAAGCGGGAUCCUCGUUAUGUUCCAAACACUCAGUCUGAAGCUGAAAGACAACAAAUGCUCCGGAAUUCGGCGGCUGCCCAAGCAGCACGGUCGCGUGCCGCGCACCUAGAGAAGCUCGCGGAAUACGUCGUCCCGGACUGGGCACAGUCCCGGGAUGACGAAGAGGAUAACGGCGAGUUUGCGACAUCAGAAGAAGAGGACGAGAUUGAAGAGAUUGAGUGUGUCGUUUGCAACAAGACAUUCAAGAGCGAGAAGCAGUUCGAAGCACAUGAGAAGAGCAAGAAGCAUGUCAAAGCUGUGCAAAAAAUACAGCGGCAGAUGAGGAAGGAGAACGCUAGUCUUGAUCUUGAGGAGUCUGAACCAGUUUCAAUGCCGUCCCCGGUUGCCCGUCAGACCAUAGAAGACGAUAAUGGCGCGCCAGGCGAAGACACAAGUCCUCAAACGCAACACACGGAAGAAGUGAGAGAAGACUCUCGACUGUCGGCCGGUGGAGAAGACACGGACCAAGCGACGCCGUUUUCAGGGACGGAAGAUGAUGAUUACGCACCACGGGCAGCUGUUGAGGAGAGGCUCUUGAACGGGGCUACCAGGAGCAGAAGCCCAGCAAACAAGGAGGGUAGCACGCCUGGCGCCACAGAUUCUGUAGCCACAAGCUUAGGUGACCUCACCUUGGAUGGCGGGUUGGAAGGAGGCAAAAAGAUGGGCAAAGCCAAAUUGAAACGGGAAAAGAAAGCAGCCCGAUUGGCAGCCGCAGCCGGCACAUCCGACUCUGUAAGUCAUUGAACCAUGUUCCCAAACGUACACAGGCAGGGCUCCGACGAUUAACGCAAAGAAACAGCAUACGUGUGCUGGAUGCAAGGCUAGCUUCCCAUCUCGGUCUAAGCUCUUCGACCAUAUUCGGGAAAAUCCAAAGCAUGCAGCUCCUCUCCCUGCCUCUAAUGCCAUGAUGGGCAAGAAGAAGCGCCGUUAAGACGUCCGUUCAGUAGCAUGACGCCUAGAAAACUUCCCUUCCUCGAGGCACGACUGAACAUACAUUGCUAGAGCC
Molecule: messenger RNA, 1964 nt
Organism: Thermothelomyces thermophilus ATCC 42464
Lineage: Eukaryota; Fungi; Ascomycota; Sordariomycetes; Sordariales; Chaetomiaceae
Exons: 2
Coding region: 194-1702 (502 amino acids)
Cellular component (GO): cytoplasm
Molecular function (GO): zinc ion binding; nucleic acid binding
Source: RefSeq, a predicted model, not a curated record